UCCAACAUUUCAAAUUUUGACACAAUGACUGAAGAUAUGGAGCAAGAGACGACCACCAAACUUGUGGGGAUGGGACUUCGGACCCCUGUGUCCCCUGCACAGAGCGCCUUUUACAUCAUUUUAGUGGCUCUGGGAAUUGUAGGUAACGCUAUUGUGAUAGGAGUCAUUGGGAAGAGCGUGAUGGUGGACCACGGCGGGGGACAUAACUCGGACAUCAUUAUCAUUAAUUUGGCUGUGUCUAACUUCAUGGUGUCAGUUGUGAGGAACGUGCUGCUUAUCGUUUCGGACCUGGGUAUUCAGAUGUACUCAUCCAAAGGGUGGUGUCAGUUCCUGAUGGGAGUCUGGGUCUGGUUGCGGUCGGUCAACGUGUGGUCAACGUUCUUCCUCAGUGCUUUCCACCUGCACACUCUGAAACGCGUGGCCCCGACAAUUGGAAACAUUCAGGGGCCGUGGAGCACCUACAGGACCCUGCUGCUGAGCCUGGGAGUUAUCUGGAUUUUAAACCUUCUUUACUCCAUUCCUGCCCAUAUUUUUUCCACUAGUGGCAAUGAAAACACCACAGAGACUCUGAUGUUGGUGAGCAGCACAACGCGCCCCCUGCUGGGCUGUGUGUGGAACUUCCCAUCAAACUACUCCGGCCUGGCCUAUGCCACCACGUCCAUGGCGAUCCAUGAAAUAUUUCCAAUUAUCUUGAUGGCGGUCACCAACAUGACCUCACUCUACACACUCUACACCCACGGCCGGUCGCGGAGCUCUGUUCAAGACGCCCCUGUUAUCAAGCGUGUGCCGGCAGAGAGGCGGGCUGCCAAGGUGAUUCUCGCUCUUGUCAUGCUCUUCAUCGUAUCCUGGGGAACCAGCAUCAUCUCCGUCAACUACUUCAACUACAACCGGGGCUCCUCGGCCGAGUAUCUUCUGGUCAUCGCUCGCUUUGCAAACAUCAUCUUCAUCGCCAUGUCGCCUGUUGUUCUGGCGUUCGGCCACCGUCGCCUUCGUUCCUGCAUGAAGUCUUCUGUCUCUGACUGAAAGUUUCUGGGUGAAGAUCAGUGCUUUGUGCUUUAGCUAAAAAAAAGCAGACGCAGUCAUGGACCCUUAGCAUAUCCUCCAUCAACUCGUAGGUGUUUAUUAGAGUGGUGCCUCACUAAAGUAUUCAUACCACUUCAAUUUUCACAAAGUCCGUCAUGUUUUUGUCACUUUUUUUAAAGAUAAAGAUCUGAACAGUGUGUGCUUUGUCCCCUCUUUACUCAUAAAUACAAUACAAUGCAACCAAUUGUCUUCAGAAGUCACUUAAAUAAUAAAUAAAGUCCACCAGUGUGCCAUUUAACCUCAAUAUAAAUGAGCAGAGAGGGUUAAUAAGAGAUGCAGGCCAAGGGCAGAGACCCACGGCACAGAGAGAAGACGAUCUGUCGAUCUGUUGACAGGUGAGACAUUUGUUGCACCGAUAAAAUCUGACCUUCAUGGAAGAGUGGCUAAAAGGAUAAUGACUGUUGAAAGAGAGUCAUGAAAAGUCACGUUUAAGGUUUGUCACACAGGACAGAGGAACUGUGUGGAUGAAGAUGCUCUGUUCAG
This is a messenger RNA of Fundulus heteroclitus (mummichog), 1566 nucleotides long. RefSeq names its product olfactory receptor class A-like protein 4. Gene Ontology annotation, cellular component: membrane. Gene Ontology annotation, biological process: G protein-coupled receptor signaling pathway. NCBI's taxonomy places the organism in Eukaryota, Metazoa, Chordata, Actinopteri, Cyprinodontiformes, Fundulidae. The transcript is spliced from 4 exons. The coding region runs from base 25 to 1023 and encodes 332 amino acids. Gene Ontology annotation, molecular function: G protein-coupled receptor activity. The record is from RefSeq and is a predicted model, not a curated record.